CCAGGCUGCCUCAGCCUGGGGCUCCGGAUCCGGAGCUUCCUGGCACUAUGCUCCAGAUGAUACUCUAAGAUCUAGUAUUAUUAACAUCAUCAUGAACCGAAAGAAGCUGCAGAAGUUGACGGACACCUUAACCAAAAGUGGCAAGCACUUUAAUAAAUUUGAAGUGAAAUGUCUUAUAACACUUUUCUAUAAUUUGGUGGGAGACGUAGCAGAGAGGCCAGGAGUAGUCACUGGACUAGAUCGUAAUGUAUUUCGGAACAUCUUGCAUGUGACAUUUGGUAUGACAGAUGACAUGAUUAUGGACAGAGUAUUUCGAGGCUUCGAUAAAGACAAUGAUGGCUGUAUAAGUGUAUCAGAGUGGAUUCAUGGAUUAUCACUGUUUCUUCGAGGGACUUUAGAUGAAAAAAUGAAAUAUUGCUUUGAAGUGUUUGAUCUGAAUGGUGAUGGCUUCAUUUCAAAGGAGGAGAUGUUUCACAUGCUGAAGAACAGCCUUCUCAAGCAGCCCUCCGAGGAGGACCCUGAUGAAGGCAUUAAAGAUUUGGUCGAAAUUACACUUAAGAAAAUGGACCAUGACCAUGAUGGGAAGCUGUCUUUUGCAGACUAUGAAAAGGCCGUGAGAGAAGAGACUCUCCUGCUGGAAGCCUUUGGGCCAUGCCUGCCUGAUCCAAAGAGCCAGAUGGAAUUUGAAGCCCAAGUUUUCAAAGAUCCACAUGAAUUUAAUGAUAUGUGAUCCCUAAAUGUAUUGCUGUCAAUGCAAAAGGAGCCACCUUAAGUUCAUCUGUUCCUCUUAGCUCAGAAGAUGCCACGGUGAGAUUCACUUCACUUGUAUGUAUUUCAGUUCAGGAUGUCCUCAGAGAUGCUGGCUUUGACAAGAGAGGUUGACAUUGUUAAAGAUAUUUCACAACAUGAACUCUGUUAAGACACAUACCUGUCAUGAAUCUUCAGAUUAAUCAAAGUGAUUAACAAAUUAUAUAGUCAUCACUUAUGAAUACAAUCUAUAUGUUGGAAAGAGCUUGAUUAUACAUUGAAAUUUUGUUGAAGCUACAGUUUCCUUCAUAGCAAUAAGUGAUGAAGAUAGUAACAACAACAAAAAAAAAAUAAGAAUAUGCCAGGUACUGGGGACUACACAGCAAGAUGAAGGACACAUGGGGACUAUUUUAUAUGCUUUCUUCUGUUAUGUGAGACUUUGCUUCAACAGCUCAUAAACAUUGGAGGGAAAGAUGUGUCAUACACACUUUCAUAGCCACCAUAGCAGUUAGCCUUCUGCAUAUAACUGGCCCUCAAUUAAUAUUUCAGAUUAGAUUUAAAGACAGAAAACUGCCACGUGAUUACCCUCUAUCCAUGAUAUAAGUCUUCCCCAUUUCAUGAAUUAAUUUAGUUAAUCUCUGGAGGCAUGUCUGCCCUGUGCAUUGCAGUCAGAAGCCAAGGCCGAUUAUGCUCUGGCUUCUAGUGUCAUGCCUCUCUCUUUGCUAUCAUGGUUUCACCAUUACCAUAUGUAAUAUAAUGAUAUGGCUCCACACCGUCUGAUGUCCAGUAUAUAACCUAUUAUCGGGAAUCAUAUCACAUGGUAUAAUAACGGAGUUGGCCAAUUAUGUCAAUCCAAAAACUCCACCGGGUGCUGUGGGCAUCAUUUGGCAAUGAAAGGGUACCCUCCCCCACCUGAGGUCUCUGUGAGCUCUCUAUUACAUUGUUGUAGUCACAGGAGAGCAAUUGAGAGGAUGAACUAUGCGGUACCUUCACCUGAUGUGUACAUGCUCUAGAGAACACAUGAAAAAGCAAACCCACUUCCUUGUUAUAUAUGCAUUAUUAAGUUUAUGCAAAGUUUAUAUUGUAUACAACAAUUGGCUGCUACUAAUAUCUGGAACAAGCAAUUCUAUAAAAUAAACUGACUUAUAUAAGGCACUUUUAAGAGUAGUUUCUCUAUGACAGUUAUAAAUAAUAAAACACAGUAUUUAUAUUUCUAGCUUCAUUGGGAAAUGUCAACGAAAACAGUGUGUA
This is a messenger RNA of Apodemus sylvaticus (European woodmouse), 1998 nucleotides long. RefSeq names its product calaxin (gene Clxn). Gene Ontology annotation, molecular function: calcium ion binding. The record is from RefSeq and is a predicted model, not a curated record. The coding region runs from base 92 to 730 and encodes 212 amino acids. Lineage: Eukaryota; Metazoa; Chordata; Mammalia; Rodentia; Muridae. The transcript is spliced from 6 exons.